This is a messenger RNA of Aspergillus wentii DTO 134E9, 2580 nucleotides long. Its product is annotated as putative PHD finger domain protein. NCBI's taxonomy places the organism in Eukaryota, Fungi, Ascomycota, Eurotiomycetes, Eurotiales, Aspergillaceae. The coding region runs from base 1 to 2580 and encodes 859 amino acids. Gene Ontology annotation, cellular component: Rpd3S complex. The transcript has 3 exons. The record is from RefSeq and is a predicted model, not a curated record. Gene Ontology annotation, biological process: regulation of transcription by RNA polymerase II.
AUGGCUCCCAAACUCCGUUCGUCGUCGCAUGCUCGCUCGAACAAUUCGCGCCCUUCAACGCCGGUUGAGGCGCAAGCCGGCCCUAGUACCGCGUCUUCCUUUACUGAAUCUACGAGGGAUCGAAAACGCCGGCGGACAGGCCGCAAUACUCGUGUUGCCACGGAUCCUCCCCAAGAUACACCGUCUCUCGAACAGCUGCAGUCGCAGCAGCCUCCUGCUGGAACCGGAGAUGUCGCCGAUGAUGUACAAAUGUACGGACAACCCUCGGAGUGGGCUGAACCUCCCGUGAGGACCCCGGCUCCAAGCUACGCAGACACGCCGUGGUCAGCUGUUUCCAGUGACGCGAACCCUAUACUUUCUACCAUGCGCCCUCUCGGAGCAUUGCCAUCUGCUGCAGACCUACGCAAGGUAGGAUUGGUACCUCAGAAACCUACGCCUCAGAACAUUCCUGCAAAGAAGGAGCCGGAACAGACCAUACUGAAUGGGGACAAAGAGAAUGGGAAGCAGACUCCGGAGACACCGGCCGAAGAACAAGUGCCCGAAGAUGAAGAAGCUACAGAAGAAGAAGUUCCCGAAAUGUCAGAAGAAGAUAAAGCUCUCGAGGCUCUUCUGUUGGACGAAUCAAAAGAGGUGGAUUUUUCGGCUCUCGCUGCGAUUCCGAUCCCCGAUUCGAAUGAGUUUGACAUGGAAAAGCUCAAGACGGCAGUUGAGCAGGCCUUCCGCCUUGCCACUCUUACUGGAAAUAACCCAGUCGUUCGCGGGCUCCUACGCAUGUGGGGUGAUUGCAAUAGGGAUCCGUUUGUGCUAUCUGUUCUUGACGGAAUGCUUGGAGACGACCCUUCAAAAGAAGAAAUGUCCGCGUUUCAUAACAUGAUGCGCGCUGCUUGGAGGGAUGUGCGGGCGGAAGAGAACCAAUCCACAGCUGCCCCUGAGCCGCCGCUCAUGGCCCGCACCCGGUCUGCUAGCAGCGUUUCGUCAUUGUCGUCUGCCAAAUCCCUUGAUGCUGAGACCUUUGCCCCAGGAAUGGCACCCGGAGCAGGAAAUUCUCGUUCGCGUGCCAAGGGAAAACAAACCAAGGCCAAGGGCAAGGAGAAAGAAGCCCCACGUUCGGCAUUCCCAUCAUCCAACGACGCUAUUAACAACCGAAAGCGCGCUUUAGAAGAAGACCCUGCAUUUUCAGACCUGGCUAUCACAAACAAACGGAGUCGACUACAGAAAUCUCUUCCCAAGAUUGUCGCCCAUGAAAGCAAGCUUCGUUCUUCCCUGGGUUCAAACUCUCCUUCCAAUGCUGCAUCACCGGCGCCAAAUGCGAACAACCGCUCUCAAGGAGAAGCCGAGCUUAAUGGCAUGGGAAGGUCGGGCAGUCCGGAUAGCAGCGAUGCUGAGGGCAACCGGCGCCUGACACCUACCUUUGCUGAUGACGAAACUCUCGAAAACAAUGAUUUUUGCCGGAAUUGCACCCGCAGUGGACAGUUGCUGUGCUGCGACGGCUGUGUCAAUUCCUUCCAUUUCUCUUGUCUCAACCCACCAUUGGACCCCGCGAACCCUCCAGAAGGGGAAUGGUAUUGUCCGAAGUGCUCGUGCUCCAGACCUAUGCGUACUCUCCUGGGUGCACUCGACAAUGUCGGCGCGAAAGACUUUGCGUUACCAGCCCGCCUUCGGGACUAUUUCACAGGCGUAAAGACAGGCGAAGGUGGCAAAUACGAAGAGACCGCACCGUUGCCUAGAACCACCACACGCGGGGGACGAGUAAAAUUAACUGGCCGUUAUGACGACCCUCAGCUUCUCAGGACCGUCGAUGGAAAAGGCAAGCUUAUCUUUUGUUAUGGCUGCGGACGCACCAGCAACGGACGUCGACCGAUCAUUCAAUGCGAUUACUGUCCCUGUGCCUUUCAUAUGGAUUGUGUCGACCCUCCUUUGGCAAAUCCUCCCAACCAAAGGGCAGGAAGCGAUAGGACGCAUCACAACUGGAUGUGUCCCAACCAUGUCUACCAUGACUUGCUUUACGUUACGAAAGAUGAAGAAGGGUACGAUACAGUCCGGCGGAUUCGUCGCCCUAAGCGCCCUCGAAUGAUUGACAUCGAGAUAUUGCCGGAUGAGGAAGAGUCCGAGCGAAUUGAAGACCAGGAAGAAGAGGGCAUCAUGUAUCGUGUUUCUGAAAAGGGUGUCAAACUUGAUUUUAUUGAGCGUGUCAGACGGGAAAACGAAGAGGUUGCAACAAAGAAAGCGGCGGCCUCAAAGUAUUUCGAUUAUGCCAAAUCCCGCAUCGACGACCUCACCUCGAAGGCGCACGAAUUCUAUUCCUCCCAGACGCCAGACUUCCCAGCAGAGGACACGACAGCCGCGGUGUUGAAUUCACGAACCGUCGCCGAGCGAGAAGCGGCUGCAAACCUCCUUUCUUUCGCCCAAGCCACUCGGCCUAACACGGGGAUUGACAAUGGCAAAAUCAACCUUCUCAUCGACCAGCUGAAAGCUAAUGCCCCCAAUAACAUCCCCAAAGCCGAGACGGAGAUAGCGUCGCUACGGACGCUACAAGACCUCAUCGAGCAGCGUAUCCGUACGCUGAACUCUCAAUCUUAA